Molecule: messenger RNA, 3438 nt
Organism: Sus scrofa (pig)
Lineage: Eukaryota; Metazoa; Chordata; Mammalia; Artiodactyla; Suidae
Gene: FNDC7
Product: fibronectin type III domain containing 7
Molecular function (GO): protein binding
Source: RefSeq, a predicted model, not a curated record
CAGGUGACAGUCGCCUUUUGGCCUGCUCAACAUGGCUUUCUUCCACUCAUGGCUUUCUUCCACUCUUCUUUUUUUCAGUCUUUGCAAUACCUGUAGCUGCCAGCCUCCAAGUGCCCCUCGUUACAGGUCAGCUCCUCACGAAAGGGGAGGAGCUACAUCCAGGGUCUGUUCCCAGCAUCACAGCUCCAAGUCCCAUCGACCAACAGCGCUGCCCACCUGGAGACCAAAGAGGACCCUGCCCACUUGUUUGUGUGCCAUGUGAGUGCUCAGUCCAACAGGAUGGCUGCUGGAUCGAUGGAAUGUGUGUCUGUGAUUGGAUUCAGUCUUAUCUAUCUUAAAAUGGUGGCUUCAGUAAAAACAGCUCCUGAAAUACCCUCUAUUGAUCAGGCCUAUUCAAAAAUCAGCAACAGUAUCACCGUGGAAUGGGCUACAGUGCCAGGUGCCACCAGUUACCUCCUUACGGCCGAAGACGGGAACACUGUCAUUGAAACCAUGGUGGCCGGUUCCCCAGGCACGGUGACAGGCCUGAAGGCUGCGACCUUGUACCAAAUCACGGUCAGAUCCGUCAGUGCUGCUGGGAGAAGCCAGCCAUCACCUCCGAAACAGGCAAAGACAGUACUGGCUGCACCAAUUCUAGAAGUCAGCUCUCCAAGUCCAGACUCUAUCCUUGUGCAGUGGGAGGCCGUGUACAUGGCGAUGGGGUUCUCUGUGUCCAUCAUGCGAGCUAAUGGUUUGGGAAGAGUCUGGAAAGAGAACACUACCAACACCUCCUUGACAUUCACUAGCUUAGACGCCGGGACGCUCUACACCAUAAAGGCCUACGCGUGGAACGCCAACGGGACCCCUGGGGACGACUCCACCUGCAAUCAGAGAACAAGUCCUCGUGCUCCUGCCAACAUUCAAGUCUCUUUUGAUAGUGGGGCUCUGAAGGCAUCUGUUUCAUGGGCACCGACAGAGGGAGCUUUCAACUAUACUGUGGUGGCUUUGAGUGACUCUUCCAAGCUGAGCUGUAGUACAACUUUCAGUUCCUGCACCAUCUCCUCCCUCCACUGUGGAACUGAGUACCUGAUUUCAGUUCUAGCAAGUAAUGAUGCUGGGUCUAGCAAAUCAACUUCAGCAGUGACACUGAAAACUGUUGCUUGUGCACCCGGACGAGUGACUAUCCAAGAAGCCCCUGGCCACCUGUCUGUGGCUUGGUCCACCGUGGUUCUGGGUGAUUACUAUGUGGCCUUUGUGAAGAGUGAUGAUGGCUUGGAAGUACACUGCAACACCUCCCUCACCCAGUGCAAUUUCUUAUCUGAGUGUGGCUUCACUUAUUUUAUUAGUGUGUUUGCCUAUAACAAGGCAGGGCAGAGUCCUUUGGGCGAUGUGUUCAACUAUACCACAGCUCCCUGUUGUCCUAGUGACAUUAACCCGGUGCUGGUGUCCAGUGACAGAGUAGAGAUCGUUUGGUCUCCUGUCCGUGGGGCUGAACUCUACGAAACCAAGGCUGUCGAUGGGUUCAGCGUGGUUGAGUGCAAUGACACUGCUCCGGCUUGCACGCUUUCUGCUCUGGAGUGUGACACCAAGUACAACAUCACAGUGUACUCCUUCAGCGAGGUCCGGGGCAGCAAUACGUCGUGUGCUUCCCGAUUUAUAACCACAGCUCCUUGCAGUCCUGAAAUCACAAACAUUUCGAAGGAUGCCUUCUCCAUGAUUCAUGUGCGCUGGCGACCCACUAAUGACGACGCCACCUACACGGUGACGGCCCAGGGAGAGAAAGGGCAGUACCAGUGCAGCAGCUCCAGGGAGUCCUGUGCCCUCGGGGGCUUGCCCUGCGGCUUCGUGUUCUCCGUCACCGCUGUGGCUGAAACACGGGCUGGACGGAGCCUGCCCAGCUACACUGUGCCGCUAGAAACAGUGCCAUGCUGUCCAGCCAGUCUGACUGUCACUCAGGUCACCCAAUCAGUAAUCAACGUGAGCUGGACCAUUGGGACUGGGGCCCAAACCUAUGUGACGGUUUUGGAGUCACACACUGGGCAGUCUAAGUGUCACACCCAUCAAAACCACUGCCUCCUGGGAUGCAUCACAUGUGGCAUCAAUUACACAGUGGCAUUAAAAGCAAUUAGUGCCACUGGGUUGACUGCGGACUGCACCUACCAAAGUUACUCCUCUGGUGCCUGCUGCCCUUUGGGGGUGAAAUUAUACAGGCUGGGUCCUAAUGGCAUCCGGAUCUACUGGCAGGCUGCCAGGGGCUCUGCCAAUUACAGCACUGACCUCUAUGGUUCCAAAGGCAUUUUCACGUGUGCCCCAAGUGCUGGCCUCAGUUUCUGUGAUGUCGCCGAGAUCCCCUGCGGGGAUGUCUAUACCGUGAUGGUCUCACCAGUUGCUGAGACAGGACUGAAGCUUACUUUCUGUCCCAAAAAAAUAUAUUCAGUAACCUGCUCUGGAAGUACACUUGGAAUGGUGAUUUACAGAGGGAAGAGAAAUGCAGAAUGACAUAGUGAACCACGGAUAAAAACAAAGACUUGACUAGUGAGUAGUUUCAAUGGAAAUUGUAUGGUUCAAAGGCAAUUUUUUUUCUUUGCUUUGAAAAAAUUCUUCCCACAUUUUUGCAAAGGUUUUUCAAUUGUUAGUGUGAUUAGAGAUGGGAAAAAGCUAUUAGAAUACCAAACGCCUCUAGGAUGGGACAUGCUUUGGCCUUCAGAAGAACCACUCUGACUCCACGUCUUGAGGGCAAGGUCAAGUGUGUCCUCACCUGUAUAGGAACUCAAGAUCUGCUGCAGAGAGCACUCGGUAGAGAAAUGAAUCCAGGAAAGUCCUCUGGAAGGCUGUCAGAGUGAGCCAGCACUCUGGAAAUGUUAAGUUUCUACUUAUCAGAAAUUCUUUCGGCGUUUACACACACUUCAGCACACCCACUUCAUAAGUGUUUUAUCAACCCCAGUACUUGCCAGGGAGCCCUCCAGACAUUCAAGAGCUGAAAACGUCCACUCCCGGACAAGUUGAAAUCAAGCCACCGCACAGAGACAGUGCUCAACCAAGGCAAACCUCCACCAGGACUUCUGCCCAGGUUGGUUAGCAGCAGCUGCCAGCGCCACCUGCAGUAACAAACACCGUCAUCUCAAGUUAAGAGGAAGCUGAGCCGCUUGCAGACUCCACCAAGCCAGAGCAUCGAGUCAUGAGACUUGUGUGUGAGCGUUUGGGAAAGCAGAGCUGCUGGCCUUUUGCUGGAAGGGUGGUGGUCAUUCUUUUGAAUGAGCAAAGGCUUCAGAUGGAGGGACAACCAGGGCCAGAGCCUCAAAUUAUGGCAGAUGGACACACAUGCAUCUUUUAGGGGGAGGAUGAUCUAACUCUUGUUGGCUGUAGCCCCUGUUCACACUGUAAUUAUUCACACUAACAGCUUCUGCUGCUGCUGCUUCUUGGACAGAUAAGGCAAUGAUAUAUAAUAUAAAUCUGUGA